UUCCAGCCUGCCAGCCCGGGCAUUCUCAUCGCCGAAAGAUGCUGCGUUUGCUGCUUGCGCUGCUCCUGCGCGCGAUCCUGAGCCCCGCCGAUGGAUCGCGCCCGGCGGGGUCGGCGUCACCGGAGCAGCUCCGCCCGGCCGACGAGUUGCUAGCGGCCGGGGUGGAGGCUUACAACCGCGAGGACUGGCCCGGCGUGAUCCUACAGAUGGAGCGGGCGCUGCGGGCGAGGGCCGCGCACCGGGAACGCCUGGCCGGCUGCCGCUCGGGCUGCGCGGCCAACCACACGGCCCAGGAUCCCGCGCAGGAGCAUGCCCGCCCGUUGGGCGACCUGCGCUUCUUCCAGCAGCUCCUGCGCCGCGCAGCCUGCCUGCGCCGCUGCCUGCCGGCCGGCCCGUCUCGCUACCAGCUGGGCGAGGAGGUGGAGCUGGAGUUCCGCAAGCGCAGCCCUUACAACUACCUCCAAGUGGCCUAUUUCAAGAUGAACAAGCUGAACAAGGCAGUGGCAGCCGCCCAAACCUUCUUCUCGGCCAAUCCGGACCACGCCGAGAUGCGGCAAAACCUGGCUUAUUAUCAGAUGAUGGUUGGAGUCAAAGAUUCAGAUUUUGUCGAUUUGGAGGCUAAGCCCCACAUGCAAGAUUUCCACCUGGGUGUGAGUUACUACACGGAGGAGAAUCCUCAGGCAGCCAUUUUGCACCUGGAGAAGGCGCUGGACGAGUACUGGGCAGCUGACAUCAAGUGCCGGGCGCUCUGUGAAGAGCCGUACAACCACGAUGGUUACAACUACCUCGACUACAACGCCGAUUUCUAUGAAGCGUUUAUCGAUCAUUACACCCAAGUGCUGAGCUGCAAGCAAGGAUGCGUGACCGAGUUGGCGCAAGAAGCCGGGCAGGAGAAACCCAACGAAGAUUUCCUUCCGUCUCAUUUCAACUACCUGCAGUUCGCUUAUUACAACAGUGGCCACUACGGGAAGGCGGUCGAAUGCGCGAAAACCUACCUCCUCUUCUUCCCGAACGACAACGUGAUGAAGCAGAACGAGGCUUAUUACGCGGCCAUGUUGGGGGAGAACCUGGCCGAGCGCAUCAGGCCCCGAGAGAAAGUCCAGAUGUAUCACCGGCGGAGUCUUUUAGAGAAGGAAUUGCUCUAUUUUGCCUAUGACACCUUUGGCAUUCCUUUCAUCGACCCGGACACGUGGACUCCGGAAGACGUGAUUCCCAAGAGGCUUCAGGAAAAACAAAAGGUUGAACGUGAGACGGCGGCCCGGAUCUCAGAGGAGAUCGGUAAUCUCAUGAAGGAGAUCGAGAAUCUGGUGGAGGAGAAGACCAAAGAAUCUUCCGACAUGAAUAAAUUCGUACGGGAAGGGGGCCCGUUGUUGUACGAUGGGCUCAGGGUUACCAUGAACUCCAAAACCCUGAACGGGUCUCAGCGCGUGGUGGUAGACGGAGUCUUAUCCGAAGAAGAGUGCCGGACUUUGCAAACCCUGACAAAUGCAGCGGCUUCCGCAGGGGACGGUUAUAGGGGCCAAACCUCACCCCACACGCCGAGUGAGACUUUUUUAGGGGUGACUGUCCUGAAAGCCCUCAAGCUAGGGCAGGAAGGCCGAGUCCCCAUGCCGAGCGCGUACCUGUACUACAACGCCACGGAGAAAGUCCGUCACGUGAUGGAGUCUUAUUUCCGCCUCGACGUCCCUCUGCAUUUCUCCUAUUCUCACCUGGUGUGCCGGACGGCCAUUGCAGAUAAACAGGGGGGCCGAAUGGAUCCCAGCCACCCCGUGCACGUCGACAACUGCAUUCUCAACGCCGAGGCCAUGGUGUGUGUCAAGGAGCCCCCGGCGUACACCUUUCGGGAUUACAGCGCCAUCCUUUAUUUAAACGAAGAUUUCGAAGGUGGGGAGUUUUAUUUUACCGAGAUGGAUGCCACGACCGUCACAGCAGAGGUGAAGCCCCAGUGCGGCCGGGCGGUGGGCUUCUCGGCCGGAUCGGAAAACCCCCACGGCGUCAAAGCCGUCACGAAGGGCCAGCGAUGCGCCAUCGCCUUGUGGUUUACCCUGGACCCCCGCCAUAGCGAACGGGAAAGAAUCCAAGCCGAUGACCUGAUUCGGAUGCUUUUCAAAACUGAAGAAACCCAAUUGCUCCCCGAAAUGGGACCGAACCCCGAAGAACCCGAAAAGCCCCCCCAAGACGCUUCCGAAAAGAAAGACGAACUAUAGAGCCACAUCUGGCUCAAACAGGAUUAUGAAAUAAUUCGUAAUAAUUUGGGGGUACGGAUCAGUUUGUGGAGCAAGGCGGAAAACGGACUAGAAACAGUGACUAUAAAAUACAGGCAGGAGAUAUCGGGGUUCGCCCUUUUUCUCCCCUGUUUCUUGAAUGACUGGAAAAUUCAUCGGGUUGGAAGGGACCUCAGAGGUCCUCUAGUCCAACCCGCCCAGCUUCAUACUGCAUCGGAUAAAUCUUUUUCUUGAAAAAUUCCAGCGAUGGAGAACUCGCAACUUCGGAGGCAGGCUGUUAUGUGGCUUCAUCACCGAUAGUCCCCGACUUACGAUAGUUUGUUUAGUGACCAUUCAAAGUUACGACGGUGCUGGAAAAAAGGGACAGUUUUUCAGACUUACAACCGUUGUAACAUCCCCACGGUCACGGGAUCAAAAUCAAUGGGAAACUGACUCGUAUUUAUGACGAUCGCAGCUGUCCCGGGGUCAGGUAAACCCCCCCUUUUUUUACGACCUUCUGACGAGCAAAGUCAAGGAGGAAGCCGGAUUCACUUAACAACCAUGUGACUAAUGAUUCGCUUAACAACGAUGGCAAGAAAUGUUGUAAAAUGAGGCAAAAUCCACUUCACCGAUGUCUCAAGAUACUUUGGGCUCGAUUGUGGUCAUAAAAUCGAGGACUUACCUGCGCUAACUGAUUUAACUGCCGCAAUUCACUUAAACAAUGGCGGCAGGGAAGGUCGUAAAACGGGACAAAACUCACUUCACAAAUGUCUCACUUAACCACAGAUAUUUUGGGCUCGAUUGUGGUCAUAAAAUCGAGGACAUCCCUGUGCUAACCGAUUCACUUAAAUGGCGGCAGGGAACGGUUGUAAAACGGGACGCAACUCUCCCUUCACCAAUGUCUCGCUUAGCCACGGAAAUGCUCGGCGGGGGUCGUAAUUCGAGGACUGCUUUUACAAAUACAAUUUUUGCAAACCUGU
Molecule: messenger RNA, 3184 nt
Organism: Pantherophis guttatus
Lineage: Eukaryota; Metazoa; Chordata; Lepidosauria; Squamata; Colubridae
Gene: P3H1
Product: prolyl 3-hydroxylase 1
Biological process (GO): collagen metabolic process
Cellular component (GO): endoplasmic reticulum
Molecular function (GO): iron ion binding; procollagen-proline 3-dioxygenase activity; L-ascorbic acid binding
Source: RefSeq, a predicted model, not a curated record